AUGCGACAUGCAACACAUUACAGCAAACCAGUCGAACAACGGCAUAUCAUCCGGAUUCUGCUCAUGAUACCGAUAUAUGCCCUCGUUUCCUGGCUCAGCACAUACUAUUACAAGCAAGCCGUUUACUUCAGUGUACUGGGCGACUGCUACGAAGCGUUCACGAUCUCGGCCUUCUUUGCGCUGUUAUGCCACUAUAUCGCGCCCGAUUUGCACAGUCAGAAAGAAUACUUCCGCGGAAUACAACCGAAGAACUGGGUCUGGCCUGUCAAUUGGCUCCAGAAAUGCUCUGGUGGAAAGAAUGGUAUCUGGAGGCUUCCGCGCAGCGGCUUGACGUGGUUCAAUGUUAUCUGGGUUGGCGUUUUUCAGUAUUGCUUCCUACGUGUGCUGAUGACCAUUGUGGCGGUUGUCACUCAAAAGUUCGACUUGUACUGCGAAUCGUCACUCAACCCGGCUUUCUCCCAUAUAUGGGUAUUGGGCAUUGAGUGUAUCGCCGUUACUAUUGCCAUGUACUGCCUUAUCCAGUUUUACAUCCAAAUCAAGGAUGAAAUCAGCGAGCACAAGCCUUUCUUGAAGGUUGCGUCGAUUAAACUCGUCAUUUUCCUGUCAUUUUGGCAGUCGAGUUUGAUAUCAUUCCUGUACUCUGCUGGAGUCAUCACAUCGUCAGAUAAGCUUGCAGCUCCCGACCUCAAGGUCGUGCUUGCGGAACUCAUUAUCAGCGUUGAAAUGGCUCUCUUCGCCGUACUGCAUCUCUGGUCGUUCCCUUGGAAGCCGUACGCCAUCGGGCUUCAGACGGAUGAGAUCACCGACAUGUUUGGUAAUGGGAAACCCACUUAUAAAGGCGGUCGCUGGGGAAUGGGCGCUCUUCUCGAUGCUCUUAAUCCCAUUGAUCUCCUCAAAGCUGUCGGCCGCAGUAUGCGCUGGUUGUUCGUUGGCCGCAAGACGAGAACAUUGGAUCCCAGCUACCAAACUUCAACAGAGGCUAUUGGCCUUAGUCAAACAGGCAGCGCGGCACCUGCCGAUACAAGCUACGGAGGGGCUGGUGCGGUGAUGACUGGCGGCGUGUCAAACCGCUAUGGACAUCAAGCCGAGGAAGAAGGAGAAGUCCUUCUAGCCAAUGCUCAGCAAAACCCGUCCACUAGCGAUCUUGGUGCUAUGGGCACGGCCCCUCCACCUUACUAUGAAGAUGGCCGAAACCGAUACUACCAUUCCAAUUCCAGGUCAGAUAACGAGUAUUUGGCCGAACCAGAUCUACAAUCGCACUCCUCGCGGCCAAUCUCGCCAUUCGAGGAGGUGCACUACGUCCCAUCUAGGUCGCCUUCGGACUCAGACGGCUACUACCAUCCAAACCAUCCUGGAUAUCCAAGUGAUCAUGACCAUGCCCGCUUCCCAUCCUCCACCGAACUUCAAGAGCAGCCUCCGAUUCCAUUACCGGACGCCUAUCAACCCUCACAUACCAGAUACGAAUCUCACGGACGACCUUAA
Molecule: messenger RNA, 1482 nt
Organism: Aspergillus mulundensis
Lineage: Eukaryota; Fungi; Ascomycota; Eurotiomycetes; Eurotiales; Aspergillaceae
Product: OSTA/TMEM184 family protein
Exons: 5
Coding region: 1-1482 (493 amino acids)
Biological process (GO): transport
Molecular function (GO): transporter activity
Source: RefSeq, a predicted model, not a curated record